Messenger RNA from Periophthalmus magnuspinnatus, 470 nucleotides. RefSeq names its product metallo-beta-lactamase domain-containing protein 1-like. The transcript is spliced from 2 exons. Lineage: Eukaryota; Metazoa; Chordata; Actinopteri; Gobiiformes; Gobiidae. Bases 16 to 438 code for a protein of 140 amino acids. The record is from RefSeq and is a predicted model, not a curated record.
UGUUAUGGAGCAAGCAUGAAGCCUAACCACUUCCCCGGACUGUCUCUGACCGAGUGCGGGCUUGUAUUCCCGGGCCAGCCCUACUCCGCCUGCGUGCUCAAAGCGGGCUACAGCGUGGCCCAACCGGACGGGACUUUCAAAGCGGACGGGACGAUCACACUGCUCACGGGGCCCCGAAACAUCCUGGUGGACACCGGCGGACCGUGGGACCGAGACUUCCUGCUGGGGAGCCUGGAGGAGCGGGGGCUGAGCGCGGGAGACAUCAACGUGGUGGUGGGGACGCACGGACACUCGGACCACGUGGGGAACCUGGGCCUGUUCCCCGGGGCGCUGCUGGUCGUGGGGUUCGACGUGUGCAGGGGGGACACGUACGUGGAUAGUGGAUUAGCGCGCGGGGAGGCAUACUGCGUGGACGAGCAUACACCAGUGAUUGAUUAAUCGACUUAAUCAACUACUAAGAGACUACAGCC